Messenger RNA from Ogataea philodendri, 1899 nucleotides. RefSeq lists its product as uncharacterized. The coding region runs from base 1 to 1899 and encodes 632 amino acids. NCBI's taxonomy places the organism in Eukaryota, Fungi, Ascomycota, Pichiomycetes, Pichiales, Pichiaceae. Gene Ontology annotation, molecular function: ATP binding; protein kinase activity. The record is from RefSeq and is a predicted model, not a curated record. Gene Ontology annotation, cellular component: nucleus. The transcript has a single exon. Gene Ontology annotation, biological process: protein phosphorylation.
AUGCUAACUGCAAAUAACUACAAACGUAAGAGGCCUAGAUACUCUUCUUCUCAACUGGUUGCACCUUCCAUGUCAAAUGUUGCGCCAGAGAACUAUUUGAGAAAGAAACAACAGCAAUAUUCUACGGUGAACGCCUCCAACCCAGAAGUGAUCAACUUGGACUCAGAUGCCGAAGACUACGCUCUGAAGGACAGCGACGUGCUUGACGACUACUUUGGGUUCGAAAACAAUGACAUUAGUCUUCUGGAUGACGAAGACAGUGACUCUGGUCUUUUAAACAGAGAUGCGGUUCGUCCGAGACAUUCGUUUUCUUCGUAUUACAACACCAACAAUCUCAAUAUUGCCAGUCUCAAGCUCACAGGCUCUUCCGCAAAUAACAUCGCAAAGACUAGGAAGAAACGUACCAAGUCCUUGCCCCAAUUACCAUACUCCAAACUGAAUUAUUAUCCCGAUUUUGAUAAAGAUUCUGUUAGGGAGAAGAUUGGUGACGUCAAGACCACUCUCAUACAACACCAGUUCACGAACUACACGUACGGAUCAUCAAAGCCAGCCAACCGCAAAUUUUCAUUUAACACUGAUGUCCCAUCUAGCAUGGGUUCAUAUCAUCACAGCACGAACUCGUCCUCUGACUCAUAUGAUUCUGCUAAUACUUCAGCAACAUCAAUAGAAGACACCCCGUGUGAUGACAAGGACGGUCAUUAUAUCAUUGUCCCGGGCGCUCCAUUCGCUAACGAUCGUUACCAAAUACAGUCUUUGCUUGGUCAAGGAACCUUUGGUAAGGUUGUCAAAGCUCACGAUAGAUACAACAACUGUUCGGUGGCAAUUAAGAUAAUCCGUGCUAUUCCAAAGUAUAGGGAAGCUUCGAAAGUUGAACUCAGGGUGCUGACCAUGCUCAAGAAACACGACAAGGAUAAUGUCAAUCAAUGCAUUCACCUGAGAGAGUGCUUUGAUUAUAGAGGUCACAUCUGCAUAGUGACGGAUAUCUUGAAGAUCUCAUUGUAUGAUUUCUUGGAGAGAAAUCAGUUCCUCCCAUUCCCUGGUUCGCAUAUUCAGGCGAUUGCCAAACAACUUUUGAGAUCGGUGGCAUUUUUGCAUGAUUUGAACCUGGUGCAUACAGAUCUCAAGCCGGAGAACAUUUUAUUAAAGGAUGAUACCUCUGUAAGGAAGCCUUACAUGAAGCCGAGCGGGACCUCUAGCACGAUGACGUACCGAAAUGUUCUGAACGACCCAAGGAUCUACACAAUCGAUUUCGGAUCCACGGUAUUUGAGGAUGAAUACCAUUCAUCUGUGGUCUCCACGCGACAUUAUCGUGCACCUGAAAUUGUUCUUGGAAUAGGAUGGUCCUUCCCGUGCGAUAUGUGGUCUGUGGGAUGUAUUCUGGUUGAGUUGGUGACUGGUGAUGCUUUGUUCAAGACCCACGAAAACGCUCAACAUCUUGCAAUGAUGGAGCAGGUUUUGAGGGAGCCUGUUGACCUGAAAUUGGUGAGGAAGUGUUUCAGCCAGUUCUAUUACACUUCUUCUUCGCGUCGUAAGUCUUCGACAUCAAGCACAGAAUGUAUCACAAACUGCUUCUCCAAAACAACUGGAAAGCUGCUGUUCCCAACAGCACAAACACCGAUCAAGCUUAUUGAUGAGGUUGAGAGACUUCCCUGUCUCUCCGAUUUGAUUUCAAGCAAGGUGGGAAUGCCAUUUGAAAUGGAUUUGUCUCUAAAGGAUUCGAUCUCCAAGUUCAAGAUCCCAAAGAAACAACAUGACAAUUAUGAGUUUUGGUACUGGUUUAUCGAUUUGCUUAAAGGCUUGCUUAAGUUCGAUCCCGAGAAAAGAAUUACUGCUAUGGAUGCGUUGUCACAUACCUGGUUUAAUUACGGAAUCUUAGACGACGGGACAUUGUCGUUAUAG